This is a messenger RNA of Triticum turgidum subsp. durum (durum wheat), 1782 nucleotides long. The record is from the annotation of a GenBank genome assembly. NCBI's taxonomy places the organism in Eukaryota, Viridiplantae, Streptophyta, Magnoliopsida, Poales, Poaceae.
AUGGCGACGGACAAUGCAAGAAUCCCAAAGUCGUCGUCGUGGCCGAGGAGGACGAGGACGGCGGUGAGGAGAUGGCUGAGCCUCAAGAGCAACGCAGAGCCGUCCUUCCAUUCAGACUGCACCAGUGAUAGGUUUGGCAGCAGAGGGCAGGAGCAGGGGAGGCGCAAGAGCUGCUCGGACAGGGACGGCAGCCGGCGAGAUCUGUCAGGUACGGACCACUUAAGUGAAGCAGGGUGGUUGGUGGAGGAGGGGCGCGAGAAUCUGAUGCCUCCCCACCCGCGGUAUGGGCCGGGCUCGUCGUGGCAGCCUCCCAAGGAGCUCAGGGUGCUGGUGGGGACGUGGAACGUGGGCGGGAGAGCUCCGCACCAAGGGCUCGACCUCUCCGACUGGCUCCUCGAUCAACAUGCCUCUUCCUCACCUCCCCACAUCUAUGUUCUCGGCUUCCAAGAAAUAGUGCCGCUGAACGCUGGGAAUGUUCUUGGCGCGGAGGACAGGGGCCCUGCUUCCAAGUGGCUCGACCUUAUUGGGCAAGCCUUGAAUCCUUCCUCCUUGGAGAGAAGCAACAAUUAUCACCACAGUCACCGGUGCACCGCUGCUAAGGAGGCGAACCCUGAAUGUAGCCAGAAGGCCAAGGUCAUCUUCUCGGACAUACCGGUGAUGGACGAUGCAGUAUCAGAGCUUGAGGAGGAGGAGGAGGAGGACAGCGAGCCUUCCACGUCGAACCCAGAGUCGAGCAGCGAGGAGGAGACGAGUGAGUUUGCGACGAUGUUGCGAGAGAGGGCGAGUCAUGGAUACCGACUGGCUGCUAGCAAGCAGAUGGUGGGCAUCUUCCUCUGCGUGUGGGUCCGGGUGGAUGUCAUGCCACGUGUCACCGGACUCAGGGUCUCCUGUGUUGGCAGGGGAAUCAUGGGCUACAUGGGAAACAAGGGGUCCAUCUCGAUCAGCCUGACGCUGCAAGGUGGCAGCUCGGCGGCGGCGCCGACGAGCCUGUGCUUCGUGUGCACGCACCUGGCGUCCGGCGAGAAGGACGGCGACGAGGUGCGCCGGAACAGCGACGUCGCGGAGAUCCUCAAGCGGACGAGGUUCCCGCGGCCCCACCGGUUCUCCAGACUGCCGGCGUCGGCACCGUCGUCGCCGGAGACCAUCUUGGAGCACGACAAGGUCAUCUGGCUCGGCGACCUGAACUACCGUCUGUCGUCGACGGGCGGCGGCGGCGGGGGCGACGGCGAGACGCGGGGGCUGCUGGAGCGGAACGAGUGGCGGGCGCUGCUGGAGCGCGACCAGCUGCGCGCGGAGCAGAGGGCCGGGCGUGUGUUCGGCGGCGGUUGGGAGGAAGGGGAGAUCCGGUUCCCUCCCACGUACAAGUACCUGGCCGAGUCGGACACCUACGCCAUGGCCGCCCUGAGCUCCUCCGCCGCCGCCGGGAGGCCGUCGCGGGAGAAGAAGAAGCGCACGCCGGCAUGGUGCGACCGCAUCCUGUGGCGCGGCGAGGGCGUGGAGCAGGCGUGGUACGAGCGCGGCGAGUCCCGGUUCUCCGACCACCGCCCCGUCAACUCCCUCUUCUCCAUCCGCCUCCACGACGCCGACGACGCCAUCCGAAGCCUGCCGGCCACCGCCAAGACGUGCUGCCGGCAAGGCAGGAGGCGGCCACCCGGCAGCAGGGCGAUGACGUCGACGACGGUGCGGGAGGCGGCGACACGCGGCGGCGCGGUGAUCGAGGCCGAGGAGAUGCUCGUCCUGCCGCCGCGAGACUGCCGGUGCCUCCGCUCCUCCAGAUUCUGA